Triplophysa rosa is the source of this 2901-nucleotide messenger RNA. It is a transcript of the gene sytl2a, whose product is annotated as synaptotagmin-like 2a. Lineage: Eukaryota; Metazoa; Chordata; Actinopteri; Cypriniformes; Nemacheilidae. The record is from RefSeq and is a predicted model, not a curated record. Gene Ontology annotation, cellular component: exocytic vesicle; plasma membrane. Gene Ontology annotation, biological process: exocytosis; intracellular protein transport. The transcript has 17 exons. Gene Ontology annotation, molecular function: neurexin family protein binding; small GTPase binding. The coding region runs from base 484 to 2376 and encodes 630 amino acids.
AGUGAGCCUCUUACAGCAUUUUGGGACAUAGUUCGCAACUCGACACAACCUAUAGAGUUAUCUAUAGACAACAGCACUGAGACACAACCAGGGCACGUGUGUUCGUGUAGUAGAGGGAAAUAACUUUACAUGCCACACACGCGCACUCGUGCGCGCCAGCUUGCUUUAAAACUGGCGUGCCAAACGAUGAAUGAAUAUCCUCAAGUGUAAAGCCAAUGGGAUAUUACUGUACUCCAGUACUUCAGAUGUUAAAACUGUGCAGUGACGGACGGUAUUGGAAAAAAAUAUUCUCGGGCUUUCUCUAGUUUUGUUUCUGACUCUUCAGGUUGGAUUAAGCAAGAUUGAGGUUUUACAGGUCUCCCAUGAUGUAGUUCAUGACAUGAUGGGCAUCAGUGAAUCAACAAGCAUCACUUUCCAAAGUCACCCAGAGAUGAUCUGAGACUGAUCUGAGAUCUGUUAGCACCUCUUACCAAACUCACAACCAUGAUUGACCUGAGCUAUCUGACAGACGAGGAGCAGGGAAAGAUACUGGCAGUGCUGAAGAGAGAUACCAAGCUCAAGAACUCAGAAGAACAAAGAAUCAAGAAGCUACAUAAGACAGAGAAAGAUAAAAGCAGGCUGAAGUAUUUGACUGGGGAGUGGUUCUAUGAGUCAAAAUAUCACAGACACAGAGACAAGAUCCAUGGCUCCGACAUCAUCAGAGCGUCGAUGGGACUGAGAAAACCCGUGACCAUAUUGGAACUUUCUCAGAGAUGGGAUGAGAAAGCCAGUUUUGUGAACCGUGAGAAGAGAGAUGUUUUCAUUCCUCCAGAACUCGUAGGGCUUAUUGAGGAGCCAUCCACUCAAUCCCAGAGUGACAGGGUGGAUGAUCGUCAUUCUCGAGACACCCAGGAACGACAGAGACCUCAAAUCAGGCCCAGACAGAAUCCCUUCAAUAGCGUGAACUCGCAGAGAGUCGCAGACAGGCAUAUCAAUGGAGUGAAGGAGGCUGACCAGACACCUACUGAGGAUCAUCAUGAGCUUUGUGCUGAGCCUCAGUCCACACAGGUGUCCAACUUCCGCUCCACUGCUGAUAUUACAGGUGACAGUGAAGAAGACUGCCCCGUCAAAGUUGCUCUGGAACAUGCCAAAGCCAGACCCAUUUCUAUUUCCAAGAGUCUAGAAGACCUGGCAUCCACCCCCUCAUUGUCCGCAGUGACUCCAAACACAAAAACAUCUUUCUCAGACCCGGAGCAGAUGAAGAUGCUGAGUAUGUCUGUACCUGCAUUCAAUCACCAUGAGAUGGAUUACAGAAAAACUGACUCUGCAUCAGUGAGCAGUUUCGAUUUCGACAGACUGGAAGCAUACAAUACUUCCUCUAGUAUUUGCUCUGAAGUGGCAUCCAUGUCUUCUGUUACUGGCAGUGCAAUGAGUAUCUACAGUAGUGAUUUUCGUAAUGUGGAGGUCAAAGGCACAAUCCAGUUUGGCAUUCACUAUUUGCAAAAACGGGGAGAGUUCCACAUCUUCGUGGUGCAGUGCAAACAUCUUGCUGUGGCAGAUCCUAAGAGGAACCGGUCUGACCCGUACGUUAAAUGUUACUUACUACCCGACAAAGCAAAAUAUGGAAAGAAGAAAACCUGUGUGAGGAAGAAAACGCUGGAUCCAACAUACAACGAAAUUCUGCGGUUCAAGAUUCCAAUGGAUACUUUAAAAACUCAGAAACUAAACCUCUCUGUGUGGCACAAUGACACAUUUGGCCAUAACAGCUUUCUUGGAGAGGCUGAGCUUGAUCUGGCUGAAUGGGACUUCAAUAACACACAACUGAAUGAAUAUCUACUUAAAGGAAGGCAGGUUCAAGUUCUUCUCAGCCCAAAACAUUCUGCCUGUAGUGAAGAAAUAAGAGCAGAGAUGAGAGUCGCUCUUCGUUUUCUCUCACGGACUUCUGACACUCACAAAAACAAAGUGAAUGGCGAGGUGCAAAUCUGGGUGAAAGAAUGCAAGAAUCUGCCUAUUUCCAGAGGUUCUAUCGACCCUUUUGUUAAAUGCACAAUCCUUCCAGAUACCAUCCGAAAAAGCCGUCAGAAGACCAGAGUGUUGAAAAAAGCAUGCAACCCAGAGUUUAAUCAUACUAUGGUGUAUGACGGCUUCAAGCCUGAGGACCUGAAAGAGGCCUGCGUGGAGCUUACCGUGUGGGAUCAUGACCGACUCCACAACUACUUCAUUGGGGGUAUUAGGCUUGGUCCUGGUACAGGUAAAAGUUACGGCGCUGAUGUAGACUGGAUGGACUCUAACGGUGCUGAAGCAGCCCUAUGGGAGAGAAUGAUGCAGUGUCACAAUGAAUGGGUGGAAGGUGUACUACCUUUGAGAAUGCUGGUUAUGGCUAGAAUGUCUAGAUAGUCCAGACUUUUGAACACAAAAGGACAAGAAAAAUGAGGGUGAAUUGAAGAAUAUGAAAUAAUUUUGAUGUAUGAAUUGGAUCAUUUCUUUUUUUGUGAUUUUACAUAGGCCUAUUUAAUAUAUAAACAUUGGUGGUUUCUUGAAAGUAUGGAUACGGAAAACAUGAAAAAUAUGGUAAUUAAAAAUACUAUGCUUUUUGUGAAGUAUGGCUUCCAUAUCUUAAAAACACACAAAAAAACAUUUAUAUUUUCAAGUUAUAAUUUUUUUUGUUUAUAAAUUGCUUCUGGGAUGUUCUUAAGACACUGCCUAAAUACAAUGUAAUUUAAUAAACCUUUUAAACUGACAAACUGUACUUACGUUUAAGUUUAAAAUGGAAAAUGCUGAAUAUCUUGUACUAACAAAUAACAAGAAUUGUUUUGAAAAUACUAAAAGUUCCGUAUGCUGCUUUCCAGACAUGUCGGAUUUAAGAUAUUUCCCACCUUAGCCCGGAAAUCAUUUCUGAAACAGCGCUGUUUAAAUGUUAAU